This is a messenger RNA of Triplophysa dalaica, 1324 nucleotides long. It is a transcript of the gene cd9a, whose product is annotated as CD9 molecule a. The transcript is spliced from 8 exons. Lineage: Eukaryota; Metazoa; Chordata; Actinopteri; Cypriniformes; Nemacheilidae. The coding region runs from base 230 to 916 and encodes 228 amino acids. Gene Ontology annotation, cellular component: membrane. The record is from RefSeq and is a predicted model, not a curated record.
UUAAGCAUUUUAAAACGGCUGCAAAAGUUAAUGACUGACGAAAGCGAUGAAUGAGCGAGCGUGAGUUUUCUCGUGCUCAGCGUGGGCGCGCUCCAGCCACUCACUUGCUCUGCGAGCGUUUACAUCACGCGCCAGCCGCCUCGAGACACCGGGACCCGCACGGAACUCCCGUGAAUUCCCGCACUCUUAUUUUAUUACCGUGCAUUGCAUUCGGAAACACUUUGGUGUGAUGGCGGCGUUGACCGGAGGAGAGAUGUGCGUCAAGUAUUUGAUGUUCGCCUUCAAUUUCAUCUUCUGGAUUGCGGGUACGGGUGUCCUGGGUAUUGGACUUUGGCUGAGGUUGGAUCCCAAGACUAAGAGCUUGUUUGAAGGGGAGAACUCUCCUUAUGUCUUCUACACCGGUGUGUACAUUCUAAUCGCGGCUGGCGCUUUGAUGAUGGUCGUGGGAUUUCUGGGAUGUUGCGGAGCCAUCCAGGAGUCCUCGUGCAUGCUGGGAUUGUUUUUCUUCUUUCUGUUGGUGAUAUUUGCCGUCGAAGUGGCUGCUGGAAUUUGGGGCUUUUCUAACCAGUCCAAGGUUAUUGAAGAUAUAACUGCUUUCUACAGGCAAACGUACAAAAACUACCAAGACACCAAACAGGAUGCUCUGAAAGAGACACUCCGUCUCAUUCAGCAUGGCCUGAACUGCUGUGGUCAAUCAGGACUAGACCAAGAGGCAAUUAAGGAGACCUGCCCCAAAAAAGAGGGGCUUGAUGUACUCAUUACCAAGACCUGCCCUGAUGCCAUUGACGAAGUCUUCAACUCCAAACUACAUAUUAUAGGAGGUGUUGGCAUUGGCAUCGGAGUGAUUAUGAUCUUUGGCAUGAUCUUCAGCAUGAUGCUGUGCUGUGCCAUCCGAAAAACCCGGGAGAUUGUGUGAUGGUGCCGUUGCCUGGGCAACUGCCUGUGUAUCGUUGUUGCAUGAUGUCUGUCCCGAAGCACAUGACCUCAUCGGCUUAGAACCAGUUAGAUCACACCGACGAGCAUAAAAUCUCUAUAUUUCUUCGAUUGAUGGAAUUCAGGCAGUAUCUUAGUUUAGGCAGCUGUGUACCUGGCCUCAACCGUGAGAUAAAAAAGGAUCGGUUUAGCAUUUCAAACCCAUUGAAUAAGGCCUUUAAGUAUUUUUAUAUUUUUUUAUUGUUCAAAAUAGAUAUAAGGAUUAACCUUUGUUUUCUGUAUUGUACUUGCAGUAUUGCUGAGCUUUUUCUAAAGUUUUGAUUUGUGUAUAGGGUUGAUUUGAUUUACCAACAUCGAUGCAUGGCUACAAUAAAGCCAAAUUCAACAUGAA